AUGUCCACAAAGGCACUCAGUCCUGCGCUUCUAUCCGAGGAACACAAGGACACGAGCUUAGUCACACAACAAACUCCAGUGUCAGCACUUUACGUGUCUCUAAGUAUCUUGAAAGACGUACUCGAGUCUACGGAAACUUUACCAUGUGUGAAGUAUGUCGCUUCAGUGGGGGUGAAGAUCAUCGAGGUCGCUGAGGAAGUCCAAAGCAACAAGACGGAUCUCCAGGACCUGGCUUUACGCGCUAAGGAUAUGAUCGUCACAAUCGCAGAUGCAUGUCGUGGCGUCGACCAAGACGAUGCUGAAGCACAGCUCGAAAGAGACCUUAGACAGCUCACAGCCACAAUGGAAGAGGUACUGGAUUUCACACGAAUACAACUAACUCGCAAAGGUUACAAGCGAGUUCUGUAUAAAAGUGAAGACGCGGAGAAAAUCAAGCUGCUAGAGAAUAAACUGAACCAAGCUUUCAAAAGGUUCGACAUCCAAUCAAUCGUCAGCAUACGCUUGUCUCAGCGUCUAAUGACCCAGCGCCUCGAAGAGAUCCAGGGACACUCGGACACACUCCCCAUGAAUUGUCCACUUUCGAUUCCUGAGGGUAUCUACAUUAUUCGCAAUUCCUCCACAAGCAAUGUCCUCGAGCUAGGAAACGGCAUACGAGACAAAGUCUGGGCUCCUGUCUAUACCUCGACCCAGCAAGAACUUUCACUCGGGGAGGUCGACCUUUCGCAGCUGUGGUCCGUCACUGCAGUGCCAAACCGUGAGAUGCAGUACCGGAUAUGCAAUCUAGCUGCUGGGACAAACUUGGAAAUACUCUAUGCACGACGUGAAUCAGGCGCGCGUGUGGGUUGUUUUCGUCACUUGGAAGGCUUCCACCAGGUCUGGAAUUUUUUCGGUUCCAAGAGGAGCAAUACGACCGAUUUGUGCACAAUUAGAAGUUGUGGACCAGAGACUGUGUUGGAUGCCAAGUGCCCCGUUGCCCCUCACUGCGAAUUGGCUCACUGCGUGACAUUCGAUCCUCAAACAUCCACCCAAGAAUGGUCGCUCAUACACAUUCCUCUCCCACCAACCAUUCUAUCGCCGGCGGCCGCAUUAUUCUCGACGACUAUGUUUUCGCCCUCACUCCCCUCCCUGUAUCAUCGUCCCUUCUAUCUUCAAUCUGUUUCUUCCUCUCUCUUUGCCACUCGCACUGGCGCACCCCGUGGCCAAAAUGUCGCCCUUCAACCCGACCCGACUUCCGCCUCCCUCUGGUAUUUCCUCUACAUCUUCGACCCCACCUCCGCAUCCUCUUCCUUCGGCGCCUACUUCGCCAUCGUCUCCACCUCCCCCGAUGUCAUGCACAGAGCGACCCUAGAUCACUGGAUAGGGGAUCACAUCUGUACGACGGGAUAUUGGCCGCAGAAUGAAUAUCACAAAUGGAUGGCCGUCCCGCGAGGUGAUGGGAUGUUUUCGUUCCGGAAUAUGGCGACCGGGAAGUUGUUGGCUCAGGCGCGAGGCGGGAGCAAGGUAGUGAACACUAUACGCGCAGAUGAAGGCGACGAUCCUGCAUGCAUGUGGAGGGUCGUGCACCCAGACAUGGUAUCAUCGGAUGGCAGACGACCUUGCUGCCCGGUCGUAUACGACUCGACACUAUCGUUCCCACACCCUUCUCUUCUCCUCAGAACUCCCUCUCAUUCGGAUCCUUCGGCCUCCAAGUCAUCCGUAUUGACCGCAACCACGACGUCCGCAACACUGCCCAAGGUGGACUCCAACCAGCCCCGCCUACGUGUCGAGGUCGCUUCGAAGCCGCUACAGACGAGAUUGACGACAACUUUGAAGACAAGGCAUGAGGUGCUGGAGGAGUUGGUCGAUGUUGGGUAUAGCGCAUUCGUCGUGAUUCCGGAUUUCGUGUAUGCGACGAAGAAGACGAAGGAUGGCCCGUCUAGGUCCAUAGCUGUGAGAUUAAUGGAUGAGGGAAGGAUGUUGAAUCCGAGGCAGUAUCGGGAGUCUGGCAAGCCAGGAGAUAUAUGCACUGAUACGUGA
Stereum hirsutum FP-91666 SS1 is the source of this 2016-nucleotide messenger RNA. RefSeq lists its product as uncharacterized. Lineage: Eukaryota; Fungi; Basidiomycota; Agaricomycetes; Russulales; Stereaceae. The transcript has 5 exons. Gene Ontology annotation, biological process: cell surface receptor signaling pathway. The record is from RefSeq and is a predicted model, not a curated record. The coding region runs from base 1 to 2016 and encodes 671 amino acids.